UUCAGUCUCAGGUCUUCGUGUUGUUGCAGCUAGUUCACUUAAAGAGAAGACCAGCAAUUCCAGUUACUGAAUCAGCAUUCAAAAGCACAGAAAACCUGAGAAAAUGGAAGACAGUACAGAAAUAAACUCGCAUCUUCCACAACCUCAACCAUUGAAUAACACUGAUUCUCAUCCUCCCCAAACCCCAGGUGAGAAGGUGUCACUGGACAAUGUAAGUGAAAAAGCAAAAACUGAACGGGACUUUAAAGGAAUUGAAAAAGAAACGAAAAUAGAUGAUGAUAAAGAUCGGGAACAAGAAAAUGUAAAGACCCAAAGUGAAGAAAAGGUUGCCGAAUUGGAACUAAUGACUGUUGAAGAGAUUGCAGAAUUUAAACAGGAAACAUUUGAUAAUCUAAGAAGUACAGCAAAUGAAGUAGUCGCACUUCAAACUCGACAAGCAGAAGGUGGAGAAUAUGCCGAAAAGAUUAGAAAUUCUACGCGACGAUUUCGUCAGAGUUAUUUUGCCCUAAAAAGAACAGUGUUAGAAGAAAUAAUCAAAUUCAGAAAAGAGAUUGCAAAAAUUAUGAUUGAAACUAAGUUUUUUAAUUUGAGUUGUGAAAUCAUUAUGAACACAUACAAGAAUGGAUGGCAGCUAGAAGAUGGAAAACAGAAUGAUGAGAAAUAUAUUCCUCUUUCAAAUAGCAUGGUAACUCUGCUGAAUUUUAGUGAUUGCUCGGAUGAGUAUGAUAUUGCCAUGGCAAAUGAACCUGGGUUUGUAGAAUUGAUAAAACAGAUCUUAGAAGACACACAGCAGAGGCAUUUAGGAAGAGUUGAAUCGCCACUAAAACAACGUGAGGAAAAGUUAAUGAAGUAUUCGCUUAGUCUGAUACACAACAUGUCGAUGAGAGAGUCAAAUAUUGCUCGAUUGCGCAGUUUGGACAUGAUCAGAUCAUUACAGCCUUUCCUCAAUUCGUCAAAUGAUAUGUUUGCUUUGACCGCAUUGGCAAGUCUAGCAGGUAUUAUCAAUGAGGAAGAAUGUGCAAUUAUAGAUGGUCAUAAGAAUACUGUAAAGAUACUGUUAGAUUGUCUUCGGAAAGCUUUGAAAGACAAGAUGCGAAGGUGUAAGGGAUGGUCUGCUAAGGAAUGUGGAUUCAGGGUGUAG
This is a messenger RNA of Mercenaria mercenaria, 1141 nucleotides long. RefSeq lists its product as uncharacterized. The record is from RefSeq and is a predicted model, not a curated record. The transcript is spliced from 4 exons. Bases 104 to 1141 code for a protein of 345 amino acids. NCBI's taxonomy places the organism in Eukaryota, Metazoa, Mollusca, Bivalvia, Venerida, Veneridae.